UCCCUAUUCAUCAUUAUCAAUGAGAGUGUUGGCCUCUAGAACCUUCUUUCACAUAGCCAAACCUAUGUUGACUCCAAUGGAGUACAUUUACAGUGGGUAGAGAGAAUAUAGAGACUCUGGGCUUAGGAAAGGACCUAAAUACAUCCUCAUUGCUGCUUUAUGAUCCAUCUACCUAUGUUAUCACAAAGUUUAUAUAAAAUUACUAAAAUAUGCAAGUUUUGAAUAAUCUUCAACAGUUACCUGUCUAGGAAAAUCUUCCCAAACUGCAUGCAGUAUCUCUCAUCUAGGAUAUUUAGCUCUUCUUCACAACCUCUCAGCCCAAUAGUCAUGGGAAGGUGGUUUACCUAUACUCAUUUCACUAUCUUGGGGUGUGAAAAUGUACAAAACUAGAUAGUUAUAUCUGUGUUGAUGUAAGUCUAGGUGUGUAACUGUGAAUGAAUACUAGACAUCAUUUGGUCGGAAUACAGAGGAAAAAAUUGAGAUGUGGAGAAAUCAAGCAAUUUUCUCAAGAGGACGUAGUUAAUAAUAGCCUGUAUUAGAACCCAGUUCUCUUAAUUCCUAGUGCAGUGCUUUCUCCAGUGUAACUCACCAACUUAUUCAGUCCCAGUUCCCUGCUCUACUCUAUAAAUCAAUUUCCUUAAUUGAAAUCUCUUUAUCUCUGUAUGCUGGUGUGUAAAUAUAUAUGCCUGUCUAAGUGAGCAUGCUUGUGAAUGUCUACGUGUCUACCUGCAAGUAUUUAUAAAGAUAUCACUGGGCGUUUAUGCCCUUUCUCCUAAGGAAACUUCUGGGUAAUUACCAUUUCUAAUGUUGGCAGUAGUGAUCAGAGAAGACCUUCUGAGUCAAUCAUUAAGCAGAUUUGGUCCUCUCUCCAAUCAGCUCUAUUCCUGGAUCUUCGGGAAAUGGAGCAAGAUAAUUAGGGUGGAACCAGACUCUCCCUGGGUCAAACUUGGUUCCAGGGCAGUGAAAAUGCCUAGAAAGCUAUAAGAGACAGUGACAGAUUAGCAGCAUACUGUCUCUGCAAGGAGCAUGUGCUUAAGCUGACAUGGAUACCAUCUUGGUCUUCAGCCUAAUCAUUACAUCCUAUGAUGCCAACAAGAAAGAACUCAGAGACAGCCAUUGUCAAGUGGAACAGCUCCCUGGGCUCUUCACAAUGGGUAUGAGAAGCACCAGGGAUGUGUUAAUGCCAGAAGCUCAAGCUAAAGACAACAGGUCCACCUUCGACCAAAUUCUGACUGUGGCUACCCUGCAGUGCCUUGCCUCUGGGAGCAAAGUAAAAGUCAGCCUUGCAUAUUCAGAGAAAAGGCCAAAGGUCAAGUAUACUCUCAAGAAUCUGAGAGUCAUUGCUGCUCCCCACAGAAACAGCACUGCUUUCCCAAGCUGUCACCUAACCCCUACAUCCAACUUUCAGAAUGGAUCUCUUCUAACAGGCAAAGCUUUUUUACCAGGGGUCUUCCAAUGUAAGGUCUAUCCAGCAACGAGGACUUCAUUAGAGGCUUUUCCCACCACUACCACCUCCAUAACUCCAGGGAAUAAAGGAGGAGAGAAAACUACAAGUAUUGAUGAUUUUUCUACCCCUUUGAAACAAGAAGACACGGAUGAAGAUCUAGAGAAGAGGCAGAAAUGGAGCAGUGUGGUCAAAUUUCUGAUUGCUGUCACUCUGUUGUUAAGUGGAAUCGCUAUUACAGUGUUUGUCAUUUUUGAAGUUCCAUGUCCUUGUAAACACCCAAGAACCAGAGAACUAUGCCAAUGCCGGCGAUUGUGGAGAAGGCUAAGGAAGGAAGGCCAGCAACCUGAGGCAGCUGAAUCCCAGCCUCACUCUCAGCCAGAGAAGGUUGGAGAAAAUGCUCCCAACUCAAACUCAAAGAAAGCUGCCGAAAUCAUUGUUAUCCACCAGACAUACUUCUGAGAAGUUCUAUUCUGACUCUCAUGGAUACUAUACUGUCUUCUCCCUAUUAUUAAUUAAGACUAGAGGCCCAAUGCACAAAGAUUCAUGCAGAAUAGGCCUGCCUUCCCCUGGCUGCAGGCACCACCCUCGCUCCAGAUGGAGUGGCCUUCUGCCUCUCACCUUGUUGCGUCAAUUUGUAUAUUCCCUCCUUAUUGGCUGUGGGCAC
Molecule: messenger RNA, 2111 nt
Organism: Pipistrellus kuhlii (Kuhl's pipistrelle)
Lineage: Eukaryota; Metazoa; Chordata; Mammalia; Chiroptera; Vespertilionidae
Gene: CUNH17orf78
Product: chromosome unknown C17orf78 homolog
Exons: 8
Coding region: 1043-1906 (287 amino acids)
Source: RefSeq, a predicted model, not a curated record